Messenger RNA from Brenthis ino (lesser marbled fritillary), 876 nucleotides. Lineage: Eukaryota; Metazoa; Arthropoda; Insecta; Lepidoptera; Nymphalidae. The record is from the annotation of a GenBank genome assembly.
AUGAGUGAAGAUUCUUCCGAAUUAUCUGAUUCCUCUUCUUGCUCGAGUUCCCAUAACGUGGAAACGGUGGCAGUGGAGGUUCACGAGCAGGAGCCGCAACGGGCCAGGUCAAGUGCCCUGCCAACCACGCCUGUUCCUUGCCAAACACAGCGAAAACGGAAGCGUUCAGGCUCAAAGGAGCGCAGUGAAAAAAGGAGAAAACGUCUUGAAGAAACCAUACAUUAUUUGGCUCAACAAGUAAGUGGUAUACAAAAUUAUAUUGCAAACAGUAGCGUUGCUUUUCAACCUACAUGUCACUCUAGUGCUUACGUGCCUGACCAAGGACAAAACAUAGAUAUUGAUUCAGAUAUUAGUGCAGAUGUUAGUGGUGAACUAUAUACCCGUGAGAAUUGUACGCAGGAGCCAGUGCAGACUUCUGAAUUGCCCGUUAGUUUCAAUUUUUCUCUGAAUACUGUGUUGAAAGAACCAACAAUACAAAAGUCUUCUCAGGCUCGCGUAAAGUUAAUUAAUUCAAUACAACAUUUUGAUACUGAAGAUUGGAACAACGUACGCUAUGCAGAAGUGCAAAAGCAGUACUGUUCUGCUCCGGGUUUUACAUAUUUAGAGACUAAUGAAGAAAUCAAAUCAUAUGAUAAAUAUUCAUCUCUUGCGCUUAUUGAGCGGGGUUUCGCUGCCAUUACACAGGCUCUUAUUAUGCAAAAUGAAGCCGCACAGAGCGCUUUUACAGCUUUAAUUGAGUGGGCAAGUUUCUCGGCAGAUAUCAGAAAUUGUAUCACUAUGAAUGAGUUAAAUGGUAUCAACCCGAAUAUUUGCCGGCACCGAUAUCGAACCUGCGACCGCUGUAUGCAUUACACCAUGGUGAGUACAUUGCAACUA